UAAGACAGAAAAAUUUACUAUGUUUAGAGCAUUAACUUACGAGUAACAGGAAAAGGAACUAAGACACUUUACUAACAUCGGUUUGAUCUUCAUAUUCGUGGACCGUUGUUGGCCAAAUCGUCUUAUCUGACUGUUAGUGUCACGUUACAAAAUUGUAAACAGAAAUUCAGUUAACCGUUCGACAGCAGACGGAGAUAGAUUUUGUUAGCUGUCAAUUGUUUCAGUUGUGAAUAGUGUAUGGAACAUUCCGAGAAAAUCAAAGGCAUGUAAUCGGCAGUGUCGGCUGUAUCACUUGUUUUGUAUAUGUUUAAGUUACUUUCAGUUCACGUGUAAUUUAAAAAGCUAACAAUGGAAUUUGGGUUUUGUUUAGUUUUAUAAAAUAUUUGACUUUAGGAUAAAAAUUGUGUGCACUUAGCGCUGGUGUCCAAGAAUAUUAACGAAAGUUGCCAUACCUUACUUGUUAGAAUGACAAGUAAAAAGUUAAUACGGAAGGAAAGAUUUCUUGAGAGAUUAUUAAAGGAAGGAAAAGAAUAUUUAUUUGCAAUGGAAGAAUUGCACGACUGUUUAAAAAAACAUUCGUGUGAAUACAAGAAGAUGCUAUUCGUUAUAGAUCGCUACUCUCGAUAUAAGACACAAUUAAAGGAGAAUAUGGAGGAUUUGAUAGUGCACGAUAGUGACGUUUUGGAUGAUAAUGAUGACGAACAUAUAGAAGAUGCCGAUGAUAUGGAGCAUAUGGACAUAGAGAUGGAAGGAUAUGGAAAUGAGGAAGAUUUUGUACUCCUCAAAAAAUAUUUUCACAGUUUUGAUAGCAUUGCAUAUCAAAGGAAUAUUCUCGCUAACAUGGAAAUGUUAAUUUUGCGUAUGUUAAUAGUGGAUGGAUCUCUGGUAAAUAUUGAGUUUUCGGUAUAUUCGAAGUUGAAGAUCCUUUUGAAAAAUUAUUAUCAAAGAAUUGAAAAGUUUGUUGAACGAAACAAGACGCUGGUAGAAUUCCAAGAUAAUUUUGAAAAAAAACAACUGACGAAGAGCUUUGGAAAGAAAUACAACCAACUGCAGCAGCUUUUACUUAAGAUUACCGAGAAAGAAAUAUUUCUUGUGGAAACUAUGGUGCAACCGCGUGUGAUUAAGAAUAACGGGGAAAACAAAAAUAAUUAAAAUUCGUAACGUGAUGUCAGUAUAUGUAUGCACAUGAAAAUUUUGCAUUUAUAUCAGUGCAUGCAUUUUAACAUUUAUAUCAGUUCGAUGUGUCAAAAAUAAAUACAUUUUGAUUAGAGCGUUAA
Molecule: messenger RNA, 1277 nt
Organism: Bombus pyrosoma
Lineage: Eukaryota; Metazoa; Arthropoda; Insecta; Hymenoptera; Apidae
Exons: 4
Coding region: 466-1152 (228 amino acids)
Source: RefSeq, a predicted model, not a curated record